Messenger RNA from Fraxinus pennsylvanica, 846 nucleotides. Lineage: Eukaryota; Viridiplantae; Streptophyta; Magnoliopsida; Lamiales; Oleaceae. The record is from the annotation of a GenBank genome assembly.
AUGUUUGCCGGAGCCGGCGGUGCCCUCGGACACCCGCCACCGGACUCUCCAACUCUUGAUUCAUCCGAACAAGUCUAUAUCUCCUCUCUUGCCCUCCUUAAAAUGCUCAAACACGGAAGGGCGGGGGUGCCAAUGGAAGUUAUGGGGCUUAUGCUAGGGGAGUUCGUAGAUGAAUACACGGUUCGAGUGGUGGAUGUAUUCGCCAUGCCACAGAGUGGGACAGGAGUUAGCGUGGAGGCCGUGGAUCAUGUCUUCCAGACCAAUAUGCUCGAUAUGCUAAAGCAAACUGGCAGACCCGAGAUGGUGGUUGGUUGGUACCAUUCACAUCCAGGUUUUGGGUGUUGGCUUUCUGGCGUUGACAUCAAUACUCAGCAGAGCUUUGAAGCUUUGAAUCAAAGGGCAGUUGCGGUGGUGGUGGAUCCCAUUCAGAGUGUUAAGGGAAAGACAACUUCCAAUCUGGGACAUCUCAAUAAACCAUCAAUCCAGGCUUUGAUUCAUGGUUUGAACCGUCAUUAUUACUCUAUAGCCAUAAACUACAGGAAGAAUGAACUUGAGGAGAAGAUGCUCCUGAAUCUUCACAAGAAGAAAUGGACAGAUGGCUUGUCCCUUCAGCGAUUUGAUGCCCACUCCAAAACAAAUGAACAGACUGUUCAGGAGAUGCUUAAUUUAGCUAUCAAAUAUAACAAAGCAGUUCAAGAGGAAGACGAGUUGCCACCAGAAAAGCUAGCUAUCGCUAAUGUGGGAAGGCAAGAUGCAAAGAAGCAUCUUGAGGAGCAUGUCUCAAACUUGAUGUCUUCGAACAUUAUUCAGACAUUGGGAACUAUGUUGGACACUGUUGUCUUCUAG